Messenger RNA from Onychostruthus taczanowskii (white-rumped snowfinch), 3051 nucleotides. RefSeq lists its product as uncharacterized. NCBI's taxonomy places the organism in Eukaryota, Metazoa, Chordata, Aves, Passeriformes, Passeridae. The transcript is spliced from 25 exons. Gene Ontology annotation, cellular component: histone methyltransferase complex; chromatin; nucleus. Gene Ontology annotation, biological process: negative regulation of cell cycle; regulation of transcription by RNA polymerase II; negative regulation of cell population proliferation. Gene Ontology annotation, molecular function: chromatin binding; Y-form DNA binding; RNA binding. The annotation marks the transcript as partial. The record is from RefSeq and is a predicted model, not a curated record.
UCCCCCCCAGGCAGGCCCCAGCAUGGGGCUGAAGCCCUGGCAGAAGGCUCUGUUCCCGCUGCGCUCCGUGGCCGCCGUGGUCCGUCUCUUCGAGGCCGAGCUGCGCCAGCCCGAGCCCGACCUGGUGCUGCUCUCGCUGGUGCUGGGCUUCGUGGAGCAUUUCCUGGCCGUCAACCGAGUCCUCCCCACCAACGUGCCGGGGCUCACCUUCGAAUCGCGGCCGGGGCCGGACCCCCAGACCCGGCUGUACUUCCCGGUGGCCGAGCUGUCCAUCGUGGCCGCGCUGUACGCGCGCUUCACGGCGCAGAUCCGCGGCGCCGUGGACCUGUCGCUGUACCCCCGGCCCGACGGCUGCUCCUCGCGGGAGCUGGUCCGGAAAGUGUCCGACGUCAUCUGGAACAGCCUCAGCCGCUCCUACUUCAAGGACAGGGCGCACAUCCAGUCGCUCUUCAGCUUUAUCACGGGUACCAAGCUGGACAGCUCAGGUACCAAGCUGGACAGCUCAGGUGUGGGGAGCUGGCUGUACCUGAAGGGCUCCUACCUGCGCUGCACGCGGCACAUGGAGGUGGCGUUCAUGGUGUGCGCCAUUAACCCGUCCAUCGACGGCCACACCGACAGCCUGGAGCUGCUGCAGCUGCAGCAGCGCCUGCUGUGGCUGCUCUACGACAUGGGGCACCUGGACAGGUACCCCAUGGCUCUGGGGAACCUGGCCGACCUGGAGGAGCUGGAACCCACCCCGGGCAGACCCGACCCCCUCACCCUGUACCACCAGGGCAUCCACUCUGCCCGCACCUACUACAACAACGAGCACAUCUACCCCUACCUGUACCUGGCCGGCUUCCACUGCCGCAACAAGAAUGUCAAGGAGGCGCUGGAGGCCUGGGCUGACACGGCCACCGUCAUCCAGGACUACAAUUACUGCCGUGAGGAUGAGGAGAUCUACAAGGAAUUCUUCGACGUGGCCAACGACGUCAUCCCCAACCUGCUCAAGGAGGCGGCGGCCGAGCCCCCCCCGGGGGCUGAGGGGUCUCCCGGGGGUCUCCCAGCCCUGCAGGACCCCGAGUGCUUCGCUCACCUGCUGCGCUUCUACGACGGCAUCUGCAGGUGGGAGGAGGGCAGCCCCACGCCCGUGCUGCACGUGGGCUGGGCCACCUUCCUCGUGCAGUCCCUGGGCCGCUUCGAUGGCCAGGGCAGCCCCACGCCCGUGCUGCACGUGGGCUGGGCCACCUUCCUCGUGCAGUCCCUGGGCCGCUUCGAUGGCCAGGGCAGCCCCACGCCCGUGCUGCACGUGGGCUGGGCCACCUUCCUCGUGCAGUCCCUGGGCCGCUUCGAUGGCCAGGGCAGCCCCACGCCCGUGCUGCACGUGGGCUGGGCCACCUUCCUCGUGCAGUCCCUGGGCCGCUUCGAUGGCCAGGGCAGCCCCACGCCCGUGCUGCACGUGGGCUGGGCCACCUUCCUCGUGCAGUCCCUGGGCCGCUUCGAUGGCCAGGGCAGCCCCACGCCCGUGCUGCACGUGGGCUGGGCCACCUUCCUCGUGCAGUCCCUGGGCCGCUUCGAUGGCCAGGGCAGCCCCACGCCCGUGCUGCACGUGGGCUGGGCCACCUUCCUCGUGCAGUCCCUGGGCCGCUUCGAUGGCCAGCAGCCGCGGCCCGAGGAGGGCGCGGGGGGAGCGGGCACCGGGCCGGGAGAUGCGGGGGGACGGCCGGGAGCCGCGCACAAGCCCCGGAGGGCAGACUUCCCGCGGAAGCGGAAGCGCAGCCGCUGGAACCAGGACUCGCUGGAGCAGAAGACGGUGAUCCCGGGGAUGCCCACGGUGAUCCCGCCCGGGCUGACCCGCGAGCAGGAGCGCGCCUACAUCGUGCAACUGCAGAUCGAAGACCUGACCCGCAAACUGCGCACGGGAGACCUGGGCAUCCCCCCUAACCCCGAGGACAGGUCCCCCUCCCCGGAGCCCAUCUACAACAGCGAGGGGAAGCGCCUGAACACGCGGGAGUUCCGCACGCGCAAGAAGCUGGAGGAGGAGAGGCACAACCUCAUCACCGAGAUGGUGGCCCUGAACCCCGACUUCAAGCCCCCUGCUGAUUACAAGCCGCCGGCGACGCGGGUGAGCGACAAGGUGAUGAUCCCCCAGGAUGAGUACCCCGAGAUCAACUUCGUGGGGCUCCUCAUCGGGCCCAGGGGGAACACUCUGAAGAACAUCGAGAAGGAGUGCAACGCCAAGAUCAUGAUCAGGGGCAAGGGCUCGGUGAAGGAGGGCAAGGUGGGCCGCAAGGACGGGCAGAUGCUGCCGGGCGAGGACGAGCCCCUGCACGCCCUGGUCACUGCCAACACCAUGGAGAACGUCAAGAAAGCCGUGGAGCAGAUCAGGAACAUCCUGAAGCAGGGCAUCGAGACCCCCGAGGACCAGAACGAUCUGCGCAAGAUGCAGCUGCGGGAGCUGGCGCGGCUCAACGGGACCCUGCGGGAGGAUGACAACCGCAUCCUGAGGCCGUGGCAGAGCACCGAGACUCGCAGCAUCACCAACACCACGGUGUGCACCAAGUGCGGCGGGGCCGGGCACAUCGCCUCCGACUGCAAGUUUGCCAGGCCUGGGGACCCACAGUCUGCACAGGACAAGGCACGGAUGGACAAGGAGUACCUGUCCCUGAUGGCCGAGCUGGGAGAGGCCCCGGUGUCCGUGAGCUCCAACGCCGCCCACAACAACAGCCCCUUGUCCAGCAGCCACCGUGCCGCCAGCCAGGCUGGGGGGCAGCCCCCCCCGAUUCGCCCCCCCUGGAUGAGCUCGGCGCCCUCGGAGAACCGUCCCUACCACGGGCUGCACGGGGGGCCGGGGGGGCCCGGGGGUCCCCACAGCUUCCCCCACCCCAUGGCUGGCAUGGGGGGGGGUCACGGGGGGCACCCCCUGCAGCACACCCCCAACGGGCCCCCCCCGUGGAUGCAGCCCCACCAUCCCCCCAUGGGGGGGGGGCCGCACCCCCCGGGCCACCCCGGCCCCCACCACAUGGGUACGGACGAUCCUGGCUGGGGAGGGGGCUUGGGGUGGAAAAAAAG